AUGAGGGGCUCCACCAGACUGGUCAAAGGAAACCAGGCAGAGGACAUUGCAAAGGUGAAAUCGAUAGCCCUUGGCAACAUCUUGGAAAUGGAGAUUUUCUCCUCCGUUCUUGGAAUGUGCAGUUUAAUGUUGCGUUUCGAAUCACUUUUGGCGGUGAAAGUAUGUAACGGAAUUGGGGCAUCCCAUGAAUACUCUUUCAACAAUGUCACAAAUGCCUUUUGUUUGCAGCCCUGCAUUUUGCACAGAUUGGUGAUAACCAUCUGGGGCUUAGCUCUGGAUGUGUUCCUUGUCCUUUAUGAUUUAAGUUCAGAGCGUGACUUCCCCAUAGGUGUCAGCCCCUCGGGGUGCAGCUGUACAGGUGCUAGUGGGGGAAAGCCUUUGAAAGUCAGCAAGUUGGGGAGAGCCAUCAUCGUUAGGAAUGGAGAAAUCAUCCCCAUGUCUUCAGAAUUCACGCCAGAGACAGAGCGCCAACGGCUCCAAUACUUGGCCUUCAUGCAGCCUCACUUGCUGGGAAACGAGUUCACACAUUUGGAGUUUCCAAGAAGAGUGCAAAGGAAAGAACUUGGAAAAAAGAUGCUCUACAGGGACUUCAAUAUGACAGGCUGGGCAUACAAAACCAUUGAGGAUGAGGACCUGAAGUUUCCACUUAUAUAUGGAGAAGGCAAGAAGGCACGAGUGAUGGCAACUAUUGGUGUGACCAGAGGACUUGGGGACCAUGACCUGAAGGUUCAUGACUCCAACAUCUACAUAAAACCAUUCCUGUCUUCGGCUCCUGAGGUGAGGGUCUAUGAUCUCGCACAGUAUGAGCAUGGGGCAGAUGACGUGCUGAUUUUAGCCACAGAUGGACUCUGGGAUGUUUUAGUGAAUGAAGAAGUGGCUGAAGCAAUCACACAAUUUCUUCCUAACUGUGAUCCUGAUGACCCACACAGGUAUACACUGGCAGCUCAAGACCUGGUCAUGCGAGCUCGGGGUGUGCUGAAGGACAGAGGCUGGCGGAUAUCCAACGACCGGCUAGGCUCGGGAGAUGACAUUUCUGUCUAUGUCAUUCCUUUAAUACACGGGAACAAACUCUCAUGAGACUCCUAAUGGCCCAGGGGACUGGAAGGGUGUUG
Messenger RNA from Gracilinanus agilis (Agile Gracile Mouse Opossum), 1112 nucleotides. It is a transcript of the gene PPM1H, whose product is annotated as protein phosphatase, Mg2+/Mn2+ dependent 1H. The record is from RefSeq and is a predicted model, not a curated record. NCBI's taxonomy places the organism in Eukaryota, Metazoa, Chordata, Mammalia, Didelphimorphia, Didelphidae. Gene Ontology annotation, biological process: protein dephosphorylation. Gene Ontology annotation, molecular function: protein serine/threonine phosphatase activity. The transcript has 9 exons. The coding region runs from base 1 to 1077 and encodes 358 amino acids.